Messenger RNA from Dinoponera quadriceps, 2318 nucleotides. RefSeq names its product leukotriene A-4 hydrolase. Gene Ontology annotation, cellular component: cytosol. The record is from RefSeq and is a predicted model, not a curated record. The transcript has 11 exons. Gene Ontology annotation, molecular function: epoxide hydrolase activity; zinc ion binding; aminopeptidase activity. Gene Ontology annotation, biological process: proteolysis; peptide catabolic process. Bases 277 to 2130 code for a protein of 617 amino acids. Lineage: Eukaryota; Metazoa; Arthropoda; Insecta; Hymenoptera; Formicidae.
GCUAAUCAACAUUCUGUUUUUCGAUAAGAACUGAAAGUUGAUUGGCUACUGCGUGAACUCGGCUGCGCAACAAGAGUUGCCGUAUCCUGUGGGCAGAACCAUUAGUGCCAUCUAACGAUUUUAUAAGAAACCAGAAUGACACUAGAUUUGGGCUCCGUUGAAUGACCGUUUACGAAGUUGAAUCAACACAGGUUGGGACAAAGAUCAAUCAUUCAUUUGCCAGUCGUUGUCAAUCGUUGCAAAUAAUUUACGAGAAGUGAUAAAGCACUGUUAAAAAUGGCUCUUAGUCCUGGAGAUCCAAGUUCUUUUUCAAGACCAGAACUUGCAGUUGUAACUCAUACCUACUUAGAACUAGAUGUUAAUUUUGAACGAAAAGUUCUCACAGGUAAAGCAACAUUAGAUGUAGAAAUAAAAGGUGACACUAUUGAAUUAAUUUUAGAUAACCGUAAACUCGUAAUAUUAAAUAUUACGAAUGCUGUUGAUGGAUCUCAGCUACAAUAUGAUAUUGGGGAGGAUGUCGAGUUUGGAAGUAAAUUGACCAUUCAGUUACUGUUGGUUACUACAACACUGGCUGUUGGUAAUAAUAACAAAAAAUAUAAAAUUGAAAUUAAAUAUGAGACAUCUCCAGAUGCAACUGCCUUGCAGUGGUUAACAGCAGAACAAACUGCUGGUGGUGUACACCCUUAUUUAUUUUCUCAGUGUCAGGCUAUACACGCUAGAUCCAUGUUUCCUUGUCAAGAUACUCCAUUUGUGAAAUCUACAUAUUCUGCUAAAAUAUCCGUUCCACGAGAACUUACAGUUGUAAUGUCUGCACUUUUGGAUAAAGUAUCAGAUUUGGAUAACUCAAAGAAAUUGUACGAAUUUCACCAACCAGUACAAAUACCAUCUUAUCUAGUAGCUAUAGCAAUAGGGGCGUUAGUGUCGAAACAAGUUGGUCCAAGAAGCAAAGUAUGGGCUGAGAAGGAGCUUAUUGAUAAAAGUGCAUAUGAAUUUGGAGAAACCGAAACAAUGCUACAAACUGCCGAGCAGUUGUGCGGUCCUUAUGUUUGGGGCAUUUAUGAUAUAUUAGUACUUCCACCGAGUUUUCCAUUCGGAGGAAUGGAGAAUCCUUGUCUGACGUUUGUGACACCGACCGUACUUGCCGGAGAUCGUUCGUUAGCCAACGUUAUUGCCCAUGAAAUCUCUCACAGUUGGACAGGAAAUUUAGUUACGAACGCGAACUUCGAGCAUUUCUGGUUGAACGAAGGUUUUACCGUAUUCAUUGAGAGAAAAAUCAAUUCUAAAAUGUUUGGUGAAAAAAUGAGACAUUUUGAAGCGCUACACGGCAUUGAAAGUCUGCGCGAGGAGGUUAAAAAUCUAGGUAAAACGAAUCAACUGACGAACUUGUUGCCAAAUCUGGUUGGCGUCGAUCCCGACGAUGCGUUUUCGAUCGUGCCUUACGAAAAGGGUCAUACAUUCCUGUUUUAUCUGGAGCAACUCUUAGGUGGACCAGAAGUAUUCGAGCCAUUCUUAAAAUCUUAUUUAGAUAUGUACAAAUACAAGAGCAUCAAAACGGAUACUUGGAAAGAUUAUUUGUAUCACUAUUUCCCAGACAAAGUUGAGCUGUUAAAUUCUGUCGAUUGGCACACAUGGCUCCAUAAGCCAGGUAUGCCACCUGUGAUACCGGACUAUGACAAGACGUUAGCGAACGUAUCUAUCGAGUUAGCGAAACGAUGGAUCGAGUGGGACGAAAAUACUGCUAUGACUUUCGCCGUAACAGAUAUAGAGAGUUUCUUCCCUGGUCAGAAAGUAGCAUUUCUGACCAACUUACAUAAAUCAUCUACGGUUCUGUCGCUCAAUAAGAUACAGCGAAUGGCAGAUAUCUACCAGCUGGACUCUGUAAAAAAUUGCGAGAUACGGUUUAUUUGGUUGCGCUUGUGUAUCAAGAGCCGCUGGGAAUCGAAAGUUUCCGAAGCUUUGGCCUUCGUUACCGAGCAAGGACGCAUGAAGUAUGUACGUCCGAUAUUCCGAGACCUGUACGAGUGGCAAGAAAUGCGACAGCGAGCAAUUGACGUAUACCUUAGCAAGAAGAAUAAGAUGAUGUACGUGACCGCGCACAUGGUGGCGAAGGAUCUUCACUUGAUUGACUGAUAUAAAAGAUUAUACAAUGACAUUAAAGUCUUACAUAUUUUUUAAGAAUCAAACUUCUUAUUUUAUACAGUGACGUUAAUGUCUUACAUAUUUUAUCAGUUUUCAUUAUUUUUAUCAAUUUACCAUAAUGUAAAUAGGUGAUAAGGAGAUAUUGCUUUAUCUCGUUAAAGUUUUAAUAAAGAGAAACA